AUGUAUGCACAGUUUGGGCCUUUUCUGUCAUAUGAUCAGGGAACUCGAAAGUUACGAGAUUUCAAUAUCAAGGAGACUGCUGGAGACUCAAAUGUGGCAAUUAAAGAGACCUAUAAUGUCAGUGAGACUGAAAACGUCCUUGACGUGCAUCUUUUUUGGGCUGGAAAGGGAACUUUUGGCAUCCCAUCUGACUGGACACGUGGACCUUUAGUGUCAGCAAUUAGGGUUACUCCUGAAUUCAAGGCAACUAUCGGCAUCGAAAGUUCCAGUAACAACAACCGAAGAACCACUGGAAUUAUUAUUGGAGUUAUUGUUGGGGUUGGCGUUCUACUAUGCUUAUUCUUAGUGCUUGUAAGAAAAAGGAGAAGGAAUAGAAAAUUUUCUUCAGGCUAUGACAGCGAAGAUUUCAAGAAUAUGGCUGGAAAAGCUCAUCUUUUCAGUUUAUCAGAAAUGAAAAUAGCAACAAAAGAUUUCGAUAUUGAAAAUAAAGUAGGAGAGGGCGGGUUUGGGGUGGUUUACAAGGGUGUGCUACAAAAUGGAAAUCUUGUGGCAGUAAAGAAGCUGUCCUCCAUGUCUGGUCAAGGAAAACGGGAAUUUCUAAAUGAGGUGGCCACAAUAUCUGCUGUGCAACACUGGAAUCUCGUCAAACUCCAUGGGUGUUGUAUUGAAGACGAACACCGGCUCCUGGUCUUUGAAUAUAUGCCUAACAACAGUCUAGGGCAAGCUUUAUUUGGUUCUAUUCGAUCUAAGCUAAGCCUUGAUUGGCCUAUGCGGCUUAACAUUUGCCUUGAAGUUGCACGUGGGUUGGCAUAUCUUCAUGAAGAAUCGAGAAUUAGAAUUAUACAUCGAGACAUCAAACCAAAUAACAUCCUUCUAGAUGAAUAUCUAAAUCCAAAAAUAGCUGAUUUUGGAUUGGCGAGGCUCUAUGAUGCUGCGAAAAGUCACAUCAGUACGAGAGUGGCAGGAACAAUCGGAUAUCUAGCUCCAGAGUAUGCUUUACGUGGACAUCUCACGGAGAAAGCUGACGUAUUUAGCUUUGGAGUAGUUGCUCUCGAAGUUGCUAGCAACAGAAGUCAUGAAGAUAGGAACUUGCGAGAUGAGAUGGUCUAUCUUCUCGAUUUGGCCUGGCAAUUGUACGAGGAGGGGAGACUUCUAGAUUUGGUUGAUACCAGCGUUCUUUCCACUUGCUCCGGAGAAGAAGUUGUGAGAGUGAUUCACGUGGCUCUUUUAUGUACACAGGCAACUCCCACGCAACGACCUUCAAUGUCACAGGUCGUUGCCAUGCUAGGAGGGGCAAUGGAAAUUAAUCCACCACAAUGCCGCCCUGGAUAUAUCAAAGACUGGCAGCUUACAGGACAGAAUGGCAACACUACAAGCAGGGGAGAUGGAAAAUCGUGGACAUGGAGCAUGAGCCUGACAAUGGAGAGUAGAUCAGAAAACUUGUAACAUAAAUAAAAUUCAACAACCCUGAUCUGCAUAUCUGUAGUUGGCUUUGGAGUAGCUUAGUUUGGAAGUUUGUUCUGCUGUUACUUGGUAGUUAGGUUACAGAUAGGGCAGCUCUUCAUGUGUCUGUUUAGCUUAUUUUGGUUGACAAUUACUGUUCAACUUUUCAAGCAGCAAUUUGUGGAGCUGCUGAGCCACACACAUUCAAUUUUGCUGCUUAUUUUUUUACAGUAAUCUUAAAAAUUGUAUUUUUAAAUGAGAUAAGUAAUAAUUAUUGGAAUUAAAAUUUGGAGAAGGAAAGAAACUGGAAGCAAAUAAGAGAAAA
This is a messenger RNA of Cryptomeria japonica (Japanese cedar), 1768 nucleotides long. RefSeq names its product probable LRR receptor-like serine/threonine-protein kinase At1g56130. The transcript is spliced from 8 exons. Gene Ontology annotation, biological process: protein phosphorylation. The coding region runs from base 1 to 1446 and encodes 481 amino acids. Lineage: Eukaryota; Viridiplantae; Streptophyta; Pinopsida; Cupressales; Cupressaceae. The record is from RefSeq and is a predicted model, not a curated record. Gene Ontology annotation, molecular function: protein kinase activity; ATP binding.